Messenger RNA from Blumeria graminis f. sp. triticale, 360 nucleotides. Lineage: Eukaryota; Fungi; Ascomycota; Leotiomycetes; Helotiales; Erysiphaceae. The record is from the annotation of a GenBank genome assembly.
AUGGAUGAUAAAAAACUUCAAACAGCUCUCAAAAAAUUAAACGUCCAACCAAUUCAAGCGAUUGAAGAAGUUAACAUGUUCAAAGCUGACGGAAAUGUGAUACACUUUGCUGCGCCAAAAGUUCAUGCGGCAGUUCCGUCUAAUACUUUUGCUAUUUACGGCAAUGGCGAAGACAAAGAAUUGACGGAGCUUGUUCCUGGAAUUCUAAAUCAGCUUGGCCCAGAUUCACUAGCGUCACUCCGCAAGCUUGCUGAGAGUUACCAAUCCCUUCAAAAGCAGGAGGGAAAAAAGGAUGAUGACGAUGAUGAUGAUAUUCCAGAUCUGGUCGCAGGAGAAAAUUUCGAAGAUAAAGCUGACUAA